AUGGCGAAGUGUUUAAAGGAAAUAGCGUGUCGAAGGAUAUGCAAGAGAAGGCGAAACAAAGCUUCUCCGCCCAAGGUGCCUGAGGACAGGAGAAACGGCGCCCACGUCGUGACAACGGACUACGUGCCCCAAGACCACGCCGUGCAAGAAACGCUCAAGUACCUGUGUUCGGGAUCGCGAUACGACCUGGCGAAACUACUCGAGGAACGCGACUACGUGGAGCGGCAGACGCGGCGGCGUCGCAAGGCGAAAAAUAGCAAGAAGAACAAGGAUAACAAGGAUGCCAGGUGUGAGCGUGUAGUCCGUGAACCGACUAUAUCCUCAGUCGAGCAAUUCGACCAAGCUUGCAGACAUGCGGACAUCGCAGCGAGAUACAAGCUCCCCGGCAGGGUAAGCUAUAACUUUAGUAGGUCCAGCGAAUGGAACAGGACCAAUCUUUCAGAGAUACCUUCGCCGCCGCCGUUCGGAGAAGACCCUGACGAGGGGACUAGUACCACUUCUACUACCUAUACUACGAGGGAACCGAGCGGCAUUUUCACCCCCUAUUUUUUUGCCGAGCCUGAUUUCGACCUGUCCGGGUUCUCGUUUAGUCUCGGGAGUCCGUCGACGUCUUCGUCCGCAAACGGAGCCGGGGACUCGAGCGACUGGCCGUACGUCUCGGCGGAAGACUGGGACAUGUGGCGGCCUAACCCGCCGCUAACGUUGACUCUCUAUCCAAUUCCGGAAGAAGACGAGGGAGAGGACGAGGACGAGGAGAAGUGUGAAGGGGCUGUGACGGAGGCAAGAGCCCUUACAAUGACCAAGAUACCUAUCUGGCAGGUGGAGUGA
Messenger RNA from Daldinia caldariorum, 828 nucleotides. RefSeq lists its product as uncharacterized. Lineage: Eukaryota; Fungi; Ascomycota; Sordariomycetes; Xylariales; Hypoxylaceae. The transcript is spliced from 2 exons. The record is from RefSeq and is a predicted model, not a curated record. Bases 1 to 828 code for a protein of 275 amino acids.